This is a messenger RNA of Helianthus annuus (common sunflower), 624 nucleotides long. Its product is annotated as T-complex protein 1 subunit epsilon. NCBI's taxonomy places the organism in Eukaryota, Viridiplantae, Streptophyta, Magnoliopsida, Asterales, Asteraceae. The record is from RefSeq and is a predicted model, not a curated record. Gene Ontology annotation, biological process: protein folding. Gene Ontology annotation, cellular component: chaperonin-containing T-complex. The transcript is spliced from 5 exons. Gene Ontology annotation, molecular function: ATP-dependent protein folding chaperone; ATP binding. The coding region runs from base 1 to 624 and encodes 207 amino acids.
AUGAGUCAGUAUACAGGACCACAACGAAAAAAAAAGAUUAGAGCUAGAUCCUUAAAGAACUUUCUGAAUCUGAAGAUACCCGAGAUGACCCUAAAGAGUUUGGAGAGCUCAACAAAGCAACAAAUAUGCAACAUUCUUGAGGAGGACAACUGGCGACUUAGAGACGGAUUUGUAAGGGGAAUUCUGCCUGAAGAUGAUCUGAGAGAAGGCAUUUGGUAUGACAAAAGAUCGAAUGCUUUAUACGAGCAUUGUGCAAAUUCAAAGGUUGUAACCAUAUUUAUUCGUGUAGGUAACAAGAUGAUGAUAGAGGAGACCAAACGCAGUAUCCAUGAUGCAUUGUGCGUUGCUAGAAAUCUGAUACGUAAUAACUCAAUUGUAUAUGGUGGGGGAGCUGCAGAAAUUUCAUGCUCAAUUGCAGUUGAAGCUGCUGCUGAUAAAUAUUCAGGAGUUGAACAGUAUGCGAUCAGGGCAUUUAAAGAUGCUUUGGAUUCUGCCCCCAUGGCUCUUGCUGAGAAUAGUGGUCUGCAACCCAUUGAAACACUGUCUGCAGUCAAAGUCCAGCAAAUUAAGGUAUUUAUCACUCUACUUUCUAGCAUGAGGUGGCAAAAUGGGCACAACGGGUAG